Cephus cinctus (wheat stem sawfly) is the source of this 6790-nucleotide messenger RNA. Its product is annotated as lachesin. NCBI's taxonomy places the organism in Eukaryota, Metazoa, Arthropoda, Insecta, Hymenoptera, Cephidae. The record is from RefSeq and is a predicted model, not a curated record. The transcript is spliced from 12 exons. Bases 1224 to 2546 code for a protein of 440 amino acids. Gene Ontology annotation, cellular component: neuron projection.
UAUAUCUCAUUUGAUGUCAGUCGUUUCACAGCUUAACUUUUAAUUCACACGAGCAGUCGUCUCAGAGAUUUGCUUGAUGCGCGCGUCGCCAGGUCACAUCUUGAUAAUUAAGAUAAAAUUAGAUCCUGGAAAACGAGAUUUAAAACAGCAAUUUUUACUCUUUUGAACGUGAAUGUGUCACUUGUGAAGUAAUUGUUAAUUCUUGUUAAUAGGAAAAAGUUCAAGUGUGAUAAUACCACUCGUGCUGUGACCUUGGCGAAGAUCAGCAAGUCGUCGGACACGUACAUAUAAGGAUAACAAUGUGCUUCAGGCUAAUUUCGCAACUUACGAUCUUGUUGACGCUACUGAGUUCUAGUCUGACGAUAACUCGGUUGAUCAAUUCGGAUUUUCUGUACUUUCCUGAUCAAGUAGAUUACAUAAGAGUGUCGGCAAGAUGUCCUGACAAUUUGAUCCUCUGGCCAGUGGACGGUCGUUGUUAUCGGGAAGGAGAACAAGGACCCUGCAGUAUCAACAACGUUCUGUACUUCGACAGACGUUUACUAAAACCGGAAUGUCGAAAGGCAUGAAGUAUAUCCAAUAGAAAUAUGCUUUACUUGCAGUCGCGAAGCUCUUGCCAUCUGCCGGAAAGGUUGUCUAACUGUACGAAGCUACCACGAGAGAUGGCAGCAGUUGUGAUAUCGAGCGAGUACAGAGAUCCUCAACUUUCUAUAAACUUAUAAGUUUUAGGCUAUAUCACGUAGUAGUAAAACUGGAGACUGACGAUAAACUGCCUUUAUUGUAAGUGUACGUAUUCUGUACGUGCAUCGCUAUUAACAUGAGCCUUUUAUGACGAUGUUAUUCAGUUUGAGAUAGUUGUUGCGAUACGGUGAAUAAUAGUUUACGACGUUCUUGCGAAAUAAACCCGUUUGCCAAUACGUUUUACGAUAUUUUACGCAUAGAUAUUUUUAAACGCAAUUAACCCUAACCUUUUUAAGUGUGACUGUUAAUGAAAUUCAAUUACGUAACGCUUACCAGAUGCUCAGUCGCUUAGUCAAUAGAAGUUACGUGAUAGCUGACGGACAAAAAGAUUAUUGAACUUUAACUCUUUUUCUGAUAUUGACCACCCGCUGUCCCGACUACACCGGUUAUGAUAUAUAUUUCGAAGAAAAGUGUAACAUCGAUUUGCGAUUUCGUACGUCAGCUUACAAUAUGGACAAGCCGAAGGGACGAAAAAUGACUGGAGGAUGAAACCUGGUGACUAUGAAAUGGUCGUUUCAACAUAUUUCAGACGUCAAGCCAGGAGCCUCGCGGGAUGUGGAAAAGUAGCCAACCACGUAUCGCACGACGGAUCCACGUCGGAAGAUCAUAGGGGCAACGAUGCGCACGUACCAAGAUUCGCCGAGCCAAUACCGAACGUGACAGUGAGCGUAGGAAGGGACGCGUUGCUAUCCUGCGUCGUGGACAACCUCCGAGGUUUCAAGGUGGCCUGGGUCAGGGUUGACACUCAGACGAUUCUUUCGAUUCAUCACAACGUGAUUACGCAAAAUUCACGUAUUUCACUUUCGUACAACGAUCAUCGCUCGUGGUACCUUCACAUAAAGGAAGUACAGGAAGUCGAUCGCGGAUGGUACAUGUGUCAAGUUAAUACCAAUCCCAUGCGAAGCUGUCAGGGCUACCUUCAGGUCGUUGUACCACCCACUAUCAUCUCCAAGGAAACCAGUACCGAUAUGGUAGUGAGGGAGACGUCGAACGUGACUCUGACCUGCAAGGCAACCGGAUAUCCGGAACCUUACGUAAUGUGGCGACGGGAAAACGGAAAGGAGAUUAAUUACAACGGCGAGAUGGUUAAUUUCGUCAACGGCGAGGUCCUCCACAUUGUCAAGAUCAGUCGACUUCACAUGGGUGCUUAUUUGUGCAUAGCGUCGAACGAAGUGCCGCCGUCGGUCAGCUCGCGCGUGGAGAUUCGCGUCCAGUUCCCACCGAUGCUGUCGAUACCUAACCAAUUGGAAGCAGCUUACAUCGGACAAGAUGUCAAUCUAGAAUGUCACACAGAGGCAUAUCCGUACUCGAUCAACUACUGGACAACGGAACACGGCGACAUGAUCGUCUCAGGCAAUUACAAUUCCAUUUCAGGUGACAAGUACGAAACGAUCUCCGUCGAUAACGACUACAACAAGUACAUGACGCUGAAGAUCAGGAACGUCGGACCGCAGGACUUUGGAUCUUACAAAUGCGUCGCCCAGAAUUCCCUCGGCGAGACGGACGGAGUCAUCAAACUGGACGAAAUUCCAGCUCCUACGACGACGACGACUCAAGCCUCGUUCCACAUGACAUCGUCGAACAAGAAAAGCGGGAGAAACGGUAACAAGAAAUUGGGCCAACGACCGAUCGACUACGAGAUCGAGGAAUGGCGAGAUCCAAAUUACGACAGGGACUACAGCCUGCCGUCGAUGAGGCCACCCGGCGAGCUGCCGUCCGACGCCCUCAGCACGGGGGUCGCACUCAGCCCCGAGAUCGCACUGGCGCUCUUCCUAACCCCAUUGCUCUAUCUCGCCGCCAGGAGGUGAUUCUUACGUCACGGACGGGGCUUCCAGUUAGUGUUUAUUAGGCGAUGUGAACGGCAGCGAUGAGAUUUCUGCCGUAGAAAAGCGUGCUAAAUUAUUUUCAUACUAAACGACUUACAAAUAAGUAUUAAAAGUUAUGAUUAACGAUAAUGUAAUCCUGUGUACGUGUGUAAAACUGGCAUUGUAUGUGGGUGACUAUAGGCUACAGCUGAGCCAAUCGAUAACUCGGAUCGAUCGAUCGAUCCCUGAUCCAAAGUAAAGAUAAUCGUGCGAGCCGCACAUACUAUAUAUAGCUAUAGCUACACGAGAUGCAAAUUUCGCGCGUAAAAACACUGAACGUAAAGUUAUAUUGACAUUUGCUCCUGUUUCACCUUUUAUCUAGUUCUUCUUUAUUUUUCAUUAUUAUUCCACUUUCUUCCUUCGAAUUCGCAAAAAUCCACAUUUACUCGCGGACUCUCGGUAUUUUCUUUCUUCGCUCUCCUUCUCGCGCACUCGGGAUCGUCCCAUAGCUCAUGGCUUUCCAAAGCCUGCAAAUCCCGCUGAAAUCCACGCUCGCGCAAAGUCGCGCAGUUCACUUUUUCUUUCUCGUUAGCUGAAACUCACGGCGAACCUUAAGCGACGGUCCUGCCCGUUACUGAGUACUGCGCGUGUAUUACGGAAGUACGUUGCACACGGGAUUUACGUACGGGGUCACGAAUAACUUUUCUACGGUUGGCUGAAACACUUUUUUACUGCAAUCGUCUUUCCCCUGUCACAACGGGAAAAAAGCCACCACCGAUCCACCUCAUCGAUAUUAUAAAUACGUUCAGGGGGAUAACCAUGAAAAUUGUAUUUAUCGUCCAGCACCUUAAUUUUAGUUGAAUCCAAAAAAAAUGCGAUUUUGUAAAUCAAUCGAUUGGCUAUGAUAAGCGCCAAGUUGAUUAAUUAUUAUUAGAGGAGGGAUCGUUGACCGAUCCGCGCCUCUAUUGUAUAAAGAUAUAUUAUAUCAUGCGUUUUGGAAAUUGGCUCCGAUGAUUCCUUUAAAGAAUAUUUCAUCCUCGCGCAUUGUUUUGUAUCAUAUCACGAAGGAGCACAACCAUUGUAUACAGUAUAUAUAUAUAUAUAAUAUAAACAAUAUAAAUAUGCGUGAUAGAGUAACACUAUAUAUAUGGAGGUAAGUCACUGAAAAACCUUAUCGCUAGUUGCUUCGAUCGAGCGAGAAUUCCUGCUGAAUUGUUAAUUGCAUUUAGCGCCCAUCGAUCGUCCCAAAACAAAGUAUUCGCACGCAUAAGAACGGCUGAACGGUUAAACAAAAAUGAGCUUCACAGUACAUACAAGCUUGAUAACAAGUCCGAGGGACUUGAUACGUUAUCGCAAUACGUUAUAGUGACGCUCGGUAGAUUGACUAUUACCUGCGAAAGCUUUCGCUGUCUUACUGCUAGAGAUAAGUGUGAGAGCGUCGAUUAAUUAUAUCGAAAUUUCCUAUAAAAUCGUCAUCCCCGUUUCUUAUCGUUUCUCCUUCGUCUAUCGUACCCGGCUGUUAGUAUCACUGCCGUUUUAAUACCCGCAUCACAAUCAGCGUCAGGUGCGUCGCCUAAUUUUGUAAAUACUUGUAGAUACGUUAUGACCAUAAGAAUCGUCGCUGCGAUUCUCGCUCGCCCAUCGCUAAGACACAUACGAUGAUUCGAGAUGACCUUCCUUGCCGUGACAUACUGAUCAGCACUCGAUAAGAGGAAAUGUGCCGGAGAGUGGAAGAAAGUGGCAUUUUCGAAAUCAGACCGUCGGUCGAUAUAGCGUCCAACCAAAGAAUCAGGUCUCCGAAAAAUCCCAGGGAUUUUACCUCGGUUCAUCUCGAGCUAAAUAAAUCGGAAAAUCAUUUCGCAAGGACCUCGCGGUGGCGCGAGUUGUUUCGCAAUUCUCGACGGUUCACGCUUAUUUUUUGUUCCCCCGAAUAUGGCAAAGUUCAAAGGUUAAGGGGGGUGACCGUGUCUGUACUAUUUGAUCAAAGCUCGCAACGCUACGUGGAUGCAACCACCUGUGCGCUUUAGUCACGUCGCGAUCGUGCAUUGAGAACGCGACGACGUACACGCGCACACGCGGAGCGACGUGUGGGAAAAUUUCGAAACGAUUCCGCCACUGCGAAACACCUCGACUCCCGUAGACCUGGCCAGAGUAUUUCCCCCGGUGCGAUGAGAUCACCGCGCCCAAGGCGUGGAGACCAAGGUGCACGAGGGAAGCCACGUCGACUCCGAAUCAAAUUCACAGACGAAGUUUGCCCGUGCGUCAUAGGGAAAACUUUUCUUCUCGCGUGUAUUUCGGCGAUGUCUAAGACAAAGAAAAGGAAACCAAGGAAAAACAAAAGAAUGCCCGAGAGUAAAUAUCUUACUCUCCACCCUUUCGCGUUGUCACCUUACGCCGUUUCCUCUUCCGUUUUUCACUAGCGAGACACCCACCGAGCACCGUGCACAGAAUCCUUGGGAGGUCUGUGAAUCGACUUAUCGACGGCGACCUGCAAAUAUCCGCUGGAUGAUCCAGCCACAAUGGACCAACGAGAUUGCAAAUACCUUCAUCCGGCCGACGUUGUGCGAGUUGCGGUGGACAAUGCGAAAUCGUAAGCCAGGCAGUGACGAGGUAGCGAUACGUUACUUCUUGUCUGACCUAAAGCCGGCUGCUACUACUGUUACAUAUUUUCGAUAUCCUCGAGCGACACCGAGUGCAAAUUUUAUUGGAAAAUUUGAGAAAAAUUUUUUUAAUUAUUUUUCAUUUAACGAUAUCGCAUUUUCAGAUGCCAUCGACUAUCGAGAUCUAGCUGACUCCUCGCGGUAUUUCAAAUCGGUAUUACGUCAUAACACUCGCUAAUGGAUAUUAGGCGAGUGUAGAUUAUUCACGGGCAUAUACAUAUAUAUUCUGAGCUACUGUGUUAACUAAUUUUCUCCAACUAUCUGAUAACCCGCGGUGGACCGCAAUUCAAUUUGCGAAACGCUAGGGAGAAUAGCACGUAGUCACUUUAGUCAUAGCGGUGCACCUGUAUUUAUCCCAUGACCGAAUGACAUCGCUACUAAUAUUCCAGGGACGAAAGCGUACAGAAGGCUGGGUACUAAACACGGCGCUUUGCUGUGCGAUUGUUCUACGGUUAUUUUUAGCGAUAUCGAUGCUCGCAACGUGGCGACGACUGCGAGUUGUCGGCGACAAUCUCGUACGGAUAAUCGUUUAUACUUCGACGUGUAUUCGCGUCGAGCGCUUCGAGGACGAUUGACUUAGGGAAGAGAAGUCGGCCGAGAGUCGCUUUCGCGUGCGAAUACAUUUUUACGUGAACUGUACAGAAUGCACGAAGGCAACAGGAACAAUUGAAAAAGGUACCGCGUACAGGUACCGAUUACGUGUAAUAUUGUGAGCGACGCGAAAAUCGUGACGACUGAAACUAUAAGAGAAAUAAAAAAUGUAAGCUGCGAGAAUUCGUAGAAAAGCAUGAGAAAAUGAGUGAAAAAAAAAAAAAUUUCAAUGUGUGACGACGGAUAAAACUCUUUCGGCGCCCGAUAGCAUAUUGUAAGGGAGGGUUUUAUUGUGGUUGGUAUUCGAUGAAAUAUAGAUACUGUGCCGAAUAAGGGAUGACUGUAGAUUAAAUUUGAGAUAGAUUUAUAAUGACGAUAAUUAUAUUACGAAUUUAAGGUAAAUCGUUAUACUACGUGUGCGAGAUGAAUGUCUGCGUGAAUUAUCUAACUCGUGUAGAUGAUCGAGUAGAUACGGGAUAUUAUCGUGUUGAUAGGUCGAUAUAGAUUAUUGAAUGGAGAUGACGAAGGUCGUGCAUAAAAUAUAUUUUCUAAGGAUCUUUCGAAUUGUACCGCGUGCAACGAUUAUGUUAUACGAAUACGAAGAAAAAGAAAAUCCAUGUUAAGUCCAUAUUGAACGUAACAAUCAAAAUAGCUACUGCGACACUAGGAUUGCUGAUAUUAUUUUACUAUGCGAUUCUACGUUGAUUUUUGCAUGUACACGCUGUGUAGAUAAUAAUGUUUCGAGUAAAUGCGAACAACGUGCUUCUGACGGGUGGCGAGUCUUGUUAAUCCUGUACGACGAUACCAGCCAGAAUGACCCUCGGCUUAGGUCUGUGAGGUAAUACGAGGAGUACAUAAUACCGAAGGAGUGAUCGAACAAAAUUAAAAAAAGCAAGUUUUAGCUUAGCGAGAAUUAGGAAGAUAAUGAUAUUAUUGUAUCCAUGUAGAUAAUAAUUUGUUGUAAUUAUUAACAUUACAUAAAUAUGAUAAAAAGUA